AUGGAGGUUCGAGGAAGAAGAAGCAGAGACAUGAGUCCUGAAAGGGUGAAGAUAUGCACACAGUCCAGGUUGAUAAGACCUGCUUUCAAAAAAGUUCAAGUUGUUUAUUACCUCACCAGAAAUGGCCAGCUUGAGCACCCUCAUUAUUUGGAAGUUACUCAUCUUGCUAAUCAACAACUUCGCCUGAAAGAUGUCAUUGAUCGGCUCACAGUUCUUAGAGGCAAAGCCAUGCCCUCGUUGUAUUCUUGGUCUUGCAAAAGGAGCUACAAAAAUGGUUAUGUGUGGAAUGACUUGGCGGAGAAUGAUAUCAUCUAUCCAUCAGAAGGAGCAGAAUAUGUACUCAAAGGGUCCGAAAUAGUCAGUGAUGGUUGCACAGAAAAAUUUCAACAACUUCGAGUUGGCAGUAGCACACAACAGAAUCAGCAACUUCCUCUUGGGAACGUGCAACAAAGGCCGGGAGUUGUAGAAAUCACGAACUGCCAUCCAAAACGCAGAUCACUAGGCCAUGUUCAUCAUCACAACAAUGAAUACGAGGAUAAUGAUCAAAAUGAAGCUGGUCAAGUAGAAGAAGAAGAGUUGGAUCAUGAAGAAGAAUAUGAAGAAAAGAUUAGCUGCUAUACCACCUCAACUACACCUCAGUAUUCUCGAUGCUCCCGCGGCGUCUCCACCGACGAAAUUCACCACCGACAUCAACGACCACAAAAACAAGAACAAAAGAAGCAAAAGCAAGAAUCUCAAGAAACUAUGAAAAACCCUAGGUCUGAAUUCAUUUUAGAAAAUGAAUCUCCACCGUCGACGACGUCGUCGAGUCUUUCGGACAAAGCCAUGAACGAGACCAGCAACACGUCCAAGAGGUUCGAGGACGGCGACCCGGUUGGAAAUGAGCCGUUACUGAGCCGGAACUCCAUGCUUUUUCAGCUCAUUGCAUGCGGGGGGUCGCUCUCUUUUAGGGGCACUACUAAUGGCAAAAAUGUGCCUGAUUUGAAGCAGCAGCAACAACCACCACCGGCGACAACUACUACGGCGGCGACCCCUGCUGGGGCUAGGAGGAGUAACUGUAGUGAUCUGCAUAAAGGGGUGUUGUGCAAAAGUGCUGCGGCGGGGUAUAAGGCGGCGGCGGCUAUGGAGGAGGAGGAUGAGAUAAAGUACAUGUCUGAGAAUCCGAGGUUUGGGAAUUUGCAGGCUGAGGAGAAAGAGUAUUUCAGUGGGAGCAUUGUUGAAUCAAUGGCUACCGAUGACAGGGCUCAGGUUGAACCCUCAAGCUUGAAGAAAUCAUCUUCCUAUAAUGAGGAAAGGAGCUCGAAAUUAGCUACAGAGGAGGCAGAAGCAACCGAGGAAGAGAGAAGAGAGAAAGCUUUGAAAGGGAAAUGCAUCCCAAGAAAAAGGUCUUCUUCUAAACAGGCCAAGAAAUGA
Molecule: messenger RNA, 1413 nt
Organism: Coffea eugenioides
Lineage: Eukaryota; Viridiplantae; Streptophyta; Magnoliopsida; Gentianales; Rubiaceae
Product: protein UPSTREAM OF FLC
Exons: 5
Coding region: 1-1413 (470 amino acids)
Source: RefSeq, a predicted model, not a curated record